UACGUACGUACGGUCGGUACGCUGAAGGCUGUCGCUCUUCCUCUUUGUAUUAUCUUUACUCACUUGCUGCUAGCCUCCGCUGGAAAUAAAUACACACGUAAAAAAUGUAGGCCGUGACGUCACCUUCGUGGAGUUUAUAAAUAUAUGCAAGCGCGCACAAAACUUUCAAUUUAGUUUCGUCUUUUGAACGGUGCAGAUCAGCGUGACCCUCGCUCUUGGCGAUUGAUUUUUUGUGUGGGGUGAAAACAGAGAGAAGAUUUAUUUGUUACGGUGCUCUCUCGUGCGGUUGGGAAGUGAGAGGAAAGUGAAUAAUUGCUAAUGAGCAUACAUACAAACAAACAAGCGUGAGAAGAAGGGGCACGAGAUAAGGCGGUACAACAAAUUGAGCGCAAAGUGUGUGGAAGCAAUAAGGCAAAAACAGACUGAAUCAAAAGCAGACGUGAACUUUGGUGCUGAGUGCUGCUAUUGAAUACAUACACACUGUGGCUUUACUGGUUCGGUAGCGCCAGUUGCUAUAGACUCGUGCGACAUUGGACUGUUACCUUUCGUGCGCGUUGUGGAAGAUAAUUGAUCAAGUAUUAUAUGCGGACAGAUAGUGAAAUACGUGAAAGCUUCGCUGCGCGCGACCGUUGUGAGUCAUCGGAUAUUUUUGCACCAGGAAGCGGCAGCACAACGUCGAGCAACGGUUGUAACGAAUCUGACGUCGAGACGUUCAGAACCAUCAAAAUUGAUACCAUGGCAGAAGCGCAGCGACUGAUUGGCAUCUCGCUAGCCAAGAUAGCCCAAUCGCGAGUUUGUCGUGGAGGAGUAUCGUUGCAUAAAAAUCUACUUGUGGCUACCGUGCUACAAAAAGCGCGGUACAUUUUCAUGGAGGAAGCAUACCAUAUUGUACAUGGUCACUACCUUCAACAGAACAAGUGCAUGGAGCUGGAGAUGGAGAAGCAGCGGAACGCUGCGGCAGCGGCCGCGGCAGCAGCAGCUGCAGCUUCAGUGAACAAUGUGGAUGACGAAAGUUGUAGUGAAAGUGAGGAUAGCGAUGAGUCGGAAUCGUAUGCGUCAAGUGAAAAUAACGACGAGAGCGAUAAUGAAGACAAGGAAAACAGCCCACCAUCGCUUACUGACGAGAGGGGAGAUGAAGAUUCGUCAUCGGUGUCGUAUUUUGAUUUGGACGUGAAGAAAGUGGAGAAAACUAGCUCUGAAAACAGCAAUAAGCGAAGACGUGAAGCCACUGAAUGGGAAACCGAAGAAGCAGUUCAAUCUAUUCUUCCCAAACGUCUCAAGUCAGAAUCGGAUAGUAGUGUGGAUGAAACUAGCAGCACCAAUCAAGAAACCGCUGACGCUGCAUCGAAGGCAGAAGCUUGUUCCUUAGCUGACUCCGUCAACAAUCAAUUGGAAGCUGAGGAUUUGUCUUGUCGUCAAGCUGAUGGCACCCUAACCCAUACGCCUUCUGUAGAGAGCAUUGACCGAAUAACGUCUUUAGUUUCGAUAUUCAGUUUCGGUAACCUGUCUCGUUCUGUUUCUACUCCGGAUUUCUGUGCUGCCCAGGCGAAAGAUUCCGACAGCACACUGACCCAACUGCAGCAUACACAACGAGGUUAUCUAACGAUGACUGUAUAACUACUGCUGCUCCAACAAGCACUAGACGCCAAGUAUUAGCAAUUAAAAAAAUAAUACUCCUGUGAUUCGCAUACGUUGUGAUGCAUGUUACGUUAUAGCAGUGUAGCCAAUGCUGCCGUCACUAACGGAGCGGUUCAGGAGCGUGCGUUGCGAAAAUGGUGCUGAACCGGGUGUUGGUUCGUGGUCUUACAUGGAAGGUGCCGUUUGCACACCCUGAACCGGAGAGUUCGCGCUUCCGUGGCGCUUCGUCUUGGUUUAUCGAUCAGUAUCAUCACAGUCAACCCAACGAGUUUCACUCCGCGACUUAGUCAUCGUAUAGUCAUUGCGGAAUGCCAGUAGUGACUAAUAUACCGGACCAAGCAGAAACAGGAAAUGAUAAUGUCAAAGAAGAAACAACAUAGGGGAAUAACAUCUCAAUAUCAAGGCUUGUGAUACAUCACUCACUCCUACAUGCUUCAUAAUGAUUCUCUGGUAGCACUGGCAAAUGAGAGUGUCAGGAAAGAAAAUAGCACAAAGGCGAGGCAAAGUCGUAUAGUUGAACGGUUUGAACAGCGGAAGACAUCACGUUAGUCAUGUAAAAGUAAGAUUUCUCGCUCAGCUGCCCUGUGCCAGUGAUGAAUAAUUACGUUUCAAGCUGUAGUGUUUCGCGCGUUCUCUCUCUUUCUCUGCCGGACAAUUGGCACGUUGGCAAUCAACACUGAGAGCGGCAACAACAGAGAUCAGGAAAGAGAAAGAGAGAGAGUUACCGCUAAGACAGGGAGAAGUUUGGUGUCAAUCUGUAGUGGAGAGGCACGCGAUAUUCGGUACUCUGUGAUUUUACGUGUGUCUGAUUUUUAGUAAAAAACGAAUGAAGAAUGUCUUUUAACAGACAGUGCAAGCUCUUCCGACGUAUCUUGAGUGAAUAAAUUAUGUGGCCCAUGAAACCAACGAUUUAUGCUAUAUGUGCUAAUUUAUUUCCUAUGAUUAUUUUUUUCUUCAACAAAUCAGUGUUAAUUUUUGAUUGAACUAUAUUUCUUGAACCUAUGAGUGAUAAAUGAUAAACAGGAAAAAAGAGUUGAUAUCAUCGUUUUCAAAGUAGUUAAAUGCAUAAUAUAAAACAAAUAAUGCAGAAAGUAACUGUACAUGUGGGUAGGAGAAAUGAAGAAAUAAAAAUUAUAUGGCACAAUCUAUAACAUGCACUCUCUUUUAUUCGAUUGCCUCCUCCAAGACCAAAGGUAAUCGUCGACGUAGUAGCAUGAAGGCACAAAAGAGAAAGAGCGCAAGAAAGAAGGCACAAUCAUAACUGUUUCGUCUAUGCGCUAGCUCCCGUUGAUCGCCCGAUAGUCAAAACAUAAGUCAAAGUGUAGAAAAACUGGCGGUGGUGAGUUUUAUUGGCGAGAGCAUGUCCACCGACUAAUUCAUUGUUUUCGUUUCUACCAACCGGUUGCACGUAUUGCCGUUUUCUUUCUCUUUCUGUCCGUUACGCAGAGGACGAUGAACCCGCUUAAGUAACAUCAAAAAUCAUUUGAAUUCGCCGUAGUCGCGACAUCCGUACCAGGUGACGUCCUUCAUUUGGCGCACUAUGGUAGGCAGACACAUAACUAUUGUCGUAGUUGGAAGGUAAAUAACCCAUCAGUGGGCAACCACGAAAGUGAAAGUUUAUGUAAGCGUACCCGCCUCGGCCUACGAUUUAGUCCUCUAAAUCUCAAACACAUGUUUAUGGGUAAAGUGAAAAAAAAAAAUACCUAGCUGUACUAGCUGCACCCAUUGACGUGUACCAUUAAGAAGUGACCCCACUCCAAACGUUCGAUGUAUAUCUCUGCAACGUGCAAUAAUUCUCACGUAACGCUCUCUGACAUGGAUUCGAAGAAGGAAAAUGAUGUUGACUGCUUUCGGGGGAGAGACAACCAUGCCAGUAGACGAAGCAAUUAUUAGCCUGAAUUAUGUAAACAUCACCACACACUUUUUUACCGCACAUUGAACGUACUGUACCGUUUGAAGACGAAGAACCACAUCGGAGGAUGUAUGAAUUGAAAUAAACUUGCUAGUUAGCUUAGAUAGCUGUUAAAAGUAGAACUUUUGAAAUGCAUAAUCCAUACAGCAAGAAACUCUAUGAGGUAACACAUCCAACUAUUACAUACAUGAUACUUGAUUCAAUUUUGAACUUUGCCCUCGUCAAAUGAAUAUUCUUAGUUGAGUAGUUUUACACUAAAUCAUGAAGCAGUACAUUUAGUAUAAGAUGUAGUCAUUGAUACGGAAUCGAGCUCUGUUUUAAGAGCAACAUUAAAUAUCAUUUCCAACUACAGUAUAAUGUUAACUUAUUCAAUAAUCAAAAUUGUACAAUAGUGUAAUAAAUGAGUUUUAAUAUAUAUAAAAAAAAA
Aedes albopictus (Asian tiger mosquito) is the source of this 3977-nucleotide messenger RNA. RefSeq lists its product as uncharacterized. Lineage: Eukaryota; Metazoa; Arthropoda; Insecta; Diptera; Culicidae. The record is from RefSeq and is a predicted model, not a curated record. Bases 583 to 1617 code for a protein of 344 amino acids. The transcript has a single exon.